AACCAAGCAGCAGUUGCUGCCUCACGGUGGUAAGGGAUGACAGAGAACAAGGCAGCUCACGUUUAAUUUGUAUGCUUUUUCCCCCCUUUUUUUGUCAGUAUCUAUCAGGUGGAUAUAACCAGUGUCAUUAUUGUGUUGUUUGUUUUUAGUUUUUCCUUUUCUUAUUUAGUUUCUUAUUCAAGCGCAACGGGGUUUUAGAAUGGAGAAACAUCACUUUGCGGGGAAGGAUCCAGCUGGAGAGCUUUUACGCGGCGCAGAUGUCGGAUCGUCUCCUCAGACGCAGAAAGAUAUUUAAGCGGUCUCUGCUCUGAGGACUGAACAAUGAAGUACGGACUGGUGGUGCUCUCGGCGGGGCUUACUGGUUUACUCAGCUUCACCUUCCUUGCUCUAGCCAUCGGGACUGAUUACUGGUACAUAAUCGAUGUAAAUAAACCCAACCACACGGGUCCAAAUGACCUGAGUUCACACUCUGGAUUGUGGAGAAUCAUUGAAGGUGCAAAUAGGAGUUCAGUCAUCCCCUCUUUUACAGCAAACAUGUCCAGCCUGUCAGAGACAGAAAGGGAUCUUCUUGGUCUGCACAAAGUGGUGGUCAUCUUGCUGCCUCUCAGCCUGGUCCUGCUGGUGUUAGGCUGGAUCUUCGGACUUGUCAGCUCGUUGGCCUGCAGUCCCAAGCUGCUCGCAGCAUCGGCUUCCUACAUUCUCCUCUGCGGUCUUUUCACCCUGUCAGGGGUGAGCGUCUACAUCAAAUACUCCAAUCAGGCCAUGGAGGAGUUCCAGCGGAUUGUUUCCCCUGAAAACCUCGUCUUUGUGCACGUCUCCUUUGGCUGGUCGUUAGCCUUGGCCUGGCUCUCCUACAGCCUGGAGGUGGCAGCGGGUCUGCUGCUGUUGCUGGCUGCCAGAAUAACUCAGAUAAAGGGACAUUAUGAUUCUGGCGUCGCCAUUGCCAUGUUGUAGUGAAACUAUUUACCGAUGUUCUUUGGGGGAGUUUUCUUUAGUAGUUGUAUUAUUUCUUAAUAGCUGGCAAGCUUGCAAGAGGUCAAGAAGAUCAAGAGCCAAACAACAAAAUGUACUGAAGCUACCUUUCGCAGACACACACAAAAGCUGACUUUAAAUUACAAUUGCUGCUUUGAUCUUUUCAAAAGUAUUUUCUGGCCACUGUUUCUGUCUAAUAUUGUGGAUGUGUUAACAAAAACAAGAAGAAAGAAGCUAACUGGUCGAAUCAAUGGAUAUUUCUUCCUGAAUGCAUUUGUGCUGUAUAUUUCAGCCUGGAUGCCACUUAAAUUAGUUUUUUUUUUUUUGUAAGAAUUAACUAGCUUACAGAAGACCAAGCAGCUCAAGAGCAACAAGCACAAAAUGUAGUGCAAGCUAGCUUUAGUAAACACACAAAGAAGCUGACAUGGAAUUGUAUUUCUGAGCUGCUUUCAUUUUCUUUCUGUCGACUUGACUUUCCCUGAACUACUUUUCUGAAUGGCUUUGCAGAACAAGAAAAAAACACAAGCUAGUGGGGCUAAUUAAUGUAGAGUAGCCUUAUUUUUGUUUCCCUUGAAUGUAUUUGUUGCGCCUUGUUCUCAGAUGCAGUGGUAUGAAAAAGGAUGGGUCCAUUUACAGAUUUCUUCUGUUAUUGUUUUUUGACACCUUUACAGGUUGUUGAUUGUAGGACACAUUGUAAAAUUAGAUAAAGAUAAUGACUAAACAAACAAAUCAACAACUAAAAGAAGCAGGCAGGAGAAAUUGAGAGGCCAAAAAAACCUUCAGCUAAUACAAAAUGUUGUUUUUUGAGCAAUGAUUUCAUUUGUUAAGGGAAAACAAGCUACUGAGACUGUCCUCACCCUACGUGAAAAAGUAGUUGACUCCUAAACCUAAUAACUCUGGACUCCUUUGUGUACUUUAGAACAUUGUCCUUAGUCCUAAGUGAUGGUCAGAUGUUGUACUUCAGGAUUUUCUGGUGCCGAGCAGAAUUCAAGGUUCUCUUAGUUACCCCAUGGUCCUGAAGUUGUAAAGCAGCCCUGCAUCAUCACACUGCCGCCAUGUUUGAGCGUGCAAUGUUCUUUUUCUGAAAUGCUGGGUUUGUUUAGUGCCUGAUGCAACGGGAUGCAUAGUUUAUGCAACAUAACAUCUCUACAAAAGGCUAGGGGAUCAUCAAGAUUUUUAUGGGGCAAAUGUAAAACAGUCCUUUGUGUCCUUUUUGGCCAGCAGUGGUUUUGACCGUGGAACUCUUCCAUGGAUACCAUUUUUGCCCAGCCUCUUUCUUAUUGUUGAAUCAUGGACACCGGCCUUAACUGAGGUGAGGUGAGGCCUGCAGGGCUUCAAAUAAUGAUCUUGGUUCUUUUGUGAUUUUCAGGAAGAGUCGUUAAUGCCCCCAUUGGAGUAAUUUUGGUAGGUUUUCCGCUCCUAGGAACAUGUUGACCCGUAUGUUCUGCUAUUGUGGUAAAUCAGUCUAAUUGUGGCUCACUGGAGUCCCACAGCCUUAAGGCCAAAACAUACCACACCAUGAAAAAAAUUGCAUCACAGCAUUUAGAUCUGGUCGACGUGAAUGGGGUCAGGCAGACCGGCUUGUGGUUUUGUGCAGCUGUACUGCGUAGCUCCGAACAAGGUAGACCUCUGCUCUAUCUUGGUCAGAGCUACACGGUAAUUUGACGGGACAUCCAUGAGUCAGACAGGAAGAGAGACACUUUGGCAAAGUACAACACAUCAGCUUUGGAGAAAACACAAGAUAAAAUCUCUGAACACAGCUCAAUAGAUAAUAAAUAAAAUAUUUCAAUAAACAGUGUAUUUAUCCAUGGUAAUAGCUCGGUAGUACAGCAAACACAUAGGAAAGGGAAAUAUCUUCUUUGAGCUUGGUCACGCAGCAACUGCAGCGUCACGUUUAAUUUCCGGCGGUACUCACUCUCACAUGAAUACUUGAUCUUGCGAUUCCAGUGAUCCAUGAGGGAGCUUCUACGCAGCCAGUUGGUUAGGAAAAAAAAAUCUGUAUGGAUCUGUAUUGGAUCAGAUGUGUGUUUUAGCCUUUAGAACGUUUUGUAACACCUUAAAGAUUAAGAGAUGUCAACGACUUUGUUUCCCAUCUAUCUUUAAAGUUCUUCACGACCUUUUUGAUGACUUCAUGUUGUCAGAGAGGUGAUUGCAUGAUUAUUUAGGUGUGGCAGUAAUUCGACCUGGUGGCUGCUGCUGAAAUUUAACACAGUUUUCCAAAUAAACUUGGCUAACAAAAAUUCAUGGUUUGACAAGGGUGACAACUACUUUUUUCACAUCAGGAAAGGAUUGUAUGGGUAGCUUUGCUAAAAGACAUUAUUUAAAGACAGCCUUUUGUAUUUACUCAGGUCCUCUUUGUCUGCUAUUAAACUUUAAUGAUCGAAAACAUUUGAGUGUUAAGAUGAAAAACAGAAGAAAACUAUUAGAAGGUAACAUUGGUUUACUGCAUUGUAAAUAUAUUCUAUUUUUAUGAAUGACUGCUGUCUUUUAGUCUGAGCCCUGCGACAUGAAGGCAGGCCGAGCAGUUUGGCUGAAUGGCUUUAUUUCCAUUUUGAUGUAUGCUUGCUCUCAGCGCAAAGAGGUGCUGGCGUUUUCCUCCACCGUGCUUUCCUGCUUAUAUAUAUGGACUGCAAUGGUGCUGUAGUAUAUUUUAUUGGAGGGAAAACGUUGCUGACUCUGCUGGAGUGAGCCAGUGCCUAGGAUAUUAGACCCCAGCUGGGUGAGAAGUGAUAUACUCUCCGAUAUUUGCUAACGGACCAACUGUUAUAUUGCUGUUACAUGUACCACUGGAAACAUGGACUUCAUCUCUUUGGCAUGUCUUCUGCAACCCCGAAAGCAUUCACAGUUGAAGCUGAUGAGCAUUCCUAUGCCUUUCUCUUAUACAGCUCUAGCUAGUAGACAAACUAAUUAUGAAAUAAAAGUGGAGGAUACAAGUCCUCUCAUGAAGAUUCCUUUUGUUUGCAGAACAAAACAUAUGCAUGUGUCACCGCCUCCUAUAUGCUUGUCAGGUAUUCAGUAGGCUAAUAGUCUUUCUUCCGGCAAUGAAGAAUCUGCAAGUGAAAAAAAAGAGUGCUGCUGCUGCUGACUUUAUAACAUUCAGCUCUGACCGUAUAAUAUAUCUGUGGUGUUCUUGUAAAGAUCCUAAUCAAGGCGUAUGUUUUAGUUAAUGAACAAUUCAAAGCAUCCUUCCAUCAGCUGAGUGAUUACAAAUGAGUGCCAUGAUCUGUUACUCUUUAAGAUGUUCUGAAGCAACAAUUUAUAGUCUGAUCAAUGGACUUUAUACUUGUUCUGCAUUCUGUUUACAAUGUGCUGUUCUUAGGCAACAAUGAUUACAGUAACGUGUAGAUCUUCUUUUGUUUUUGUUAGAUUGAAAGCCUGAAUGUGAGCCUGUGAAUGUAAAUGAAGCACACUGGGAGUCUGGCAGAAAAGAAAUUGCUGUAUGUGAAGAAUUGCUGCUACCAGGCUAUGACCACUUUGGGUGAUGUCUCAUCCGUAUCUUUCAACACUGUUGUCUGUAAAAUCCUUGAAUUAAAUCCAUUGGCCUUGGAUAUUAAAAGAAAGUUGGAUAUUUUCUGAAUCAUAGUAGCAAUUAUGUUGGUAACUUGCUAUAAAAGUUAAAAAUGUACUGAAGCUCUGAAUU
This is a messenger RNA of Fundulus heteroclitus (mummichog), 4612 nucleotides long. RefSeq names its product transmembrane protein 235. Bases 322 to 954 code for a protein of 210 amino acids. The transcript has 4 exons. The record is from RefSeq and is a predicted model, not a curated record. NCBI's taxonomy places the organism in Eukaryota, Metazoa, Chordata, Actinopteri, Cyprinodontiformes, Fundulidae. Gene Ontology annotation, cellular component: apical plasma membrane.